Hyla sarda is the source of this 4916-nucleotide messenger RNA. RefSeq names its product Rho guanine nucleotide exchange factor 10 like (gene ARHGEF10L). The transcript is spliced from 29 exons. The record is from RefSeq and is a predicted model, not a curated record. Gene Ontology annotation, biological process: actin cytoskeleton organization; positive regulation of stress fiber assembly; SREBP signaling pathway. Lineage: Eukaryota; Metazoa; Chordata; Amphibia; Anura; Hylidae. Bases 540 to 4352 code for a protein of 1270 amino acids. Gene Ontology annotation, molecular function: guanyl-nucleotide exchange factor activity; protein binding. Gene Ontology annotation, cellular component: cytosol.
CUGGAACCUGAGCUGAGGAUAUUUGCAGGCAGAGCCCAGUGGUGCGGGGCGGGCGGCCGGGCGGUGUGAUUGGUCGCCCUCGGAGGCUGAGAAUAGAAGAGGGUCGUCUGGCUGUCAUUGAGGAGGGCGGCUCGGGGCGGGCGCGCUGUGUCUGACACUGGCAGGUGCAGAGUCCACGGGAGCGGCACAGUGACGGACCAGGAUGGUGGGCAGGAGAACCGGGGCUGGACAUAACAAAGGCUGAGGCUCAAACAGAAAGUGACGACCUGCGAAGUGAGAAUCUGGGCCCCGAGCAGCGGUGGGACAUGAUUCCUGGAAAUAAAAAGUAUUCAGCCCCCAGGACAUGGGAGGAGAGGCGGGCGAGGGCCUGAUACCUGACCAGACACAACACCGGGUGGGCCGACCUGUUUCACGCCAAUAUAAGGAGGGGAGGAAGACCCCAGCACCAGGGGGAGGAAUCGCACAGACACCUAGGAAUAGUCAGAGGAUACGAGCAGGUGACACCGGGUGGUCCUACUGUAGGUCCAAGCGCAGGAAAGAUGGAUUCUGCAGACGGCUCCCGGGUCCCCUCACUAGAUAACGCCCCCCUGGAGAGCAGCGGCGCCGCCCUACAGGACGAUGCUGACGAUGAAGGGGAAUUCUUUGAUUUUGACAGUGAUGGGGACGGCGAGGAUCCCGACACCGGUAAAGGGUUAAAUGCCCGUCAGCCGCCAUCCCACAGCCUCUCUGAUCCUGCGCCGGCACAGAAACUCUCCUCUCCCACCGCAGAACCGACUGCUCCAGUGCGACUGUCAAAGUCCCCGUCCAGUGUCAGCAAUGAGGAGCGCGGGGGUCCGGGGAGGCUGGAGGUCCAUACAUACUGCAUCAAGAAGAGUCUGAUCCAGAAACGUUUGUCGUCCGGCUCACAGAGCACUGAGGACGGGGUCAUAUACGACGACGUACCUUGUGAUCGAGAUGACUGCAGAGAUGGGCUGGGACAGCACCUGAUCUACGAGAAUAUCCACCGCGACGGCUGCGUUGGGGACUUCGAGGACACUGGCUGGAGCUCCAGUGAGUUUGAGAGUUACAGCGAAGACUCGGAGGCCGAGCAGGUGGAGAGGACGAAGGCGAAACCCGUAAAACCAUUCCAAGCUUUUCAGCCUAAGCUUUCACCUGAUCUUAAUAGACUAAAAGAGCGGUACAGCCAGACUAAGAGAGACCUCCUGGCUCUUAGGGUCAGGAAACGAGACGUCCGGGACCUGAAACACAGAUACGACUGCAAGAUGACGCAGCUGAUGAAAGCGGCACGCAGCGGCACCAAGGAUGGACUGGAGAAGACGCGGAACGCCGUCAUGCGCAAAGUCACCUUCCUACAGCGCAAGGAGACCACCGGAGACUCUGAGGAAGAGGAGAUGGGGUUCCUGGAAGUGAGCGGUCUGGAUCUGGACAUGACCCCGCCACCCUCGGAGCUUGGACCCAUGCCGGAGGGUCUCAGUCCCCAGCAGGUUCUGCGGCGUCACAUCCUCUCCUCUAUCGUACAGAGCGAGCGCAGUUACGUGGAGUCUUUGCAGCGUGUUCUGCAGGAUUACCGCAUCCCCCUGCUGGACAUGGAGCCCAAACUACUGAGUGCACGAAAGUGUCAGCUGGUCUUCUCCCGGGUGAAGGAAAUCCUGCAUUGCCACAACGUGUUCCAGAUCGCGCUGGCCUCGCGCGUCGCCGAAUGGGACUCCACCGAGAAGAUCGGGGACCUGUUUGUGGCCUCAUUCUCCAAGUCCAUGGUUCUGGAUGUCUACAGCGACUACGUCAACAACUUCACCAACGCCAUGACGCUGAUCAAGAAGGCGUGCCUCACCAAGCCGGCCUUCCUGGAGUUCCUGAAGAAGAAGCAGGCGGCCAGUCCGGACAGGGUGACCCUCUAUGGGCUGAUGGUGAAGCCGAUCCAGCGCUUCCCCCAGUUCAUUCUACUUCUGCAGGACAUGUUGAAGAACACGCCGCGGGGCCAUGCGGACCGCCUGUCGCUUCAGCUGGCGCUCACAGAACUGGAGACCCUGGCAGAGAAGCUGAAUGAGCAGAAGCGGCUCGCCGAUCAAGUGGCCGAAAUCCAACAGCUGUGCAAGAGCAUCAGUGACCGCAGCACGCUCUACAAGAGUCUGAGUUCCGGUCAGCACCAGCUCCUCAUAUGUGAGACCCUUACGGAGAUGGUGUACGGGGAGAAGGGGCAGCUGCUGAAGUCCAAGGAACGCAAGCUCUUCCUGCUCAAUGACGUGCUGGUGUGCGCCAACAUCAACUUCAAGGGGCAGCCAGAUAUUGGGAACCUCGUACCUCUCGGCCCUCGCUAUGUGCUUAAAUGGAACGCCGCCUUACCCCAGCUCCAGGUGGCAGAAUUUGGGCAAGAAGGAAACAUGUUUGAGAAAGAAGCCGCAGCCGGGGGGCAGCAGUCAGCCAGCAAGAAACAGUCGCCCUCUGCUGGACAAAAUAAAGUGUCUCUGGGCUCCCCGCGCCUCUACCAGGAGCUGCAGGAUGUGAAGAAAGACCUGGAAGUUGUGGAGCAGAUCACCCAGCUCAUCAGUACCCUGCACGGCACCUACCAGAAUCUGAACAUGACGGUGGCUCAGGAUUGGUGCUUGGGGUUACAGAGACUCAUCCGGCUAAAAGAGGAGGAGAUCCAGUCCGCCAACAAAUGUCACCUACGUCUCCAGCUCCAGAUGCCGAGGAAGUCAGAUAAGUCUGGGCGUCCAAUGAGUUUCAUGGUUCUUUUCCUCACACCAAAUCCCUUGAGCAAGAUCUCCUGGGUGAACCGGAUGCACUUGGCCAAAAUCGCCCUCAGAGAGGAGAAUCAGCCGGGCUGGUUGUGCCCCGAAGAGGAGAAAAAAACCAAAAUCCCAUUCUGGUCCCCAACCCUGGUGUGUCGCCUCCCCGCCUUCUCCACCAAAGCCUCCGACUUACAGCUAGGUGGCGCCAUACACAAUCCAGUACAGAGCUCCCUGUUGGGCUUCUCGUCGGUCAGCACCUCAUUGCCUCAGGGAUAUUUAUGGGUUGGUGGAGGUCAGCAGGAUGGCGCUGGUCAGAUCCAGAUCUUCUCCUUGAACCACACCGCGCCAAGGAUGCUUAAAGCCUUUCCGCUGCCGUCUCGUGUGUUGUGUGUGGAGAACGUGAGCAGUAGAUUGAGUGACGAGGGCUCAGAGAAUGAAGAAGACUAUGUGUCCGCUCCGGUGCAGCCGGCCGUGUGCGUAGGCCUCCAGGAUGGAAGUAUAAUGGUGUACAGCAGUGUGGACACCGGCUCCACCUGUCUGAUGGCCCUAAGGAGCCCGGACCUGCAGCCUGUCCUCUGUCUCCGGCAUAGCCCCAACUACCUGUGUGCAGGACUGCAAGAUGGCACCUUAGCACUGUACCCCCAAAACCAAGGUGGCCUAUGGGACCCUGAGAACCUCUCCACGGUGCGGGUUGGUACCAGUCCGGUGCGGGCCCUGGUGUCCCUGGAUGACUGUUUGUGGGCAAGUUGCAGGAAUCGGGUGAAUGUGUUGGAACUGGAUCCCCUCAAAGUGCAGAGUUUUGAGGCCAUACAGGAUGAGGGAAUGAGUGUGACCCACAUGAUCCGAGCGGGCGCCGGGGUGUGGAUGGCGUUCUCCGAGGGUUCGUCGUUACGUCUUUUCCACACAGAGACCCUGGAACUAUUGCAAGAAAUUAACAUUUCCACCCGGACGCUGCAGCUGCCAGGGCAGAAGAAUCCGCAGGUCACCACUCUUCUGAUAUGCCAGGGCUCACUGUGGGUGGGCACACACCUGGGCAUCCUCAUCACCUUACCUGUGCCAAAGCUGGAGGGAAUCCCCAAAAUCACAGGGAAGGGGAUGGUCUCUCUGAAUGGCCAUUGUGGGCCGGUGCAGUUCCUCACUGUGGCCUGCAGUACGAUGGCCCCUGAAGCCCUGAGGACAGAGCAGGGAUCAUCAGACGACGUACGGGAAAGUGAGGGUGCGGCCGAAGCUAAAGACACUGCAGAUGGUCAGUCCGGGGAGCCCUCCUCCUCCGAUCACCUCCCGCCAUCACGCCUGAAAGGGAUCCUCCUCCAGUACCGGCUGCGCGGCACCUCUCACCUGCCCGGGCACCACCUGUCCGCCAGGGAAGGCUUCAGAUCGGACACUUCUAUAGAGACCACCGAGGAGGACGGAUCUAUAUACGAGAUGACGGACGACCCUGACGUGUGGGUCAGAAGCCGACCGUGUGCCCGGGACUCUCAUCGGAAGGAGAUCACCUCUGUGGUGAUUAUAUCGGGAGGACCCGGUUAUCGGAACUUUAAUCCUUCCCACAGUAAUGCCCACGGCAGCGGCGACACGGACAGCUCUCUCCUCAUGUGGCAGCUGCCGCUCAUCCUAUAGCUGUUACAUGGUGUUAGGUACUCGGUAAUGUUUACACCCUGCAGGAUCUGCCCCGGUGAGGACGAGAGGUGUCACAGGGGAGGGGGGUGACGCCUGCACCAGUCUGUCAUCUGUGGGGGGGGGGGGGGCCUGUAGAGGCGGGAGGUACAAGGUUACGGUUCAAAACUGUUAUUUAUUAAAUAUAUAUAUUAUCAUAUACCCAAGACCUGGGGUUGGGUACACUCCUAGAUGAAUGUAUCUAAUGCUGGCUGCCCAUAAACCCUGCAUGUCCAUAAGAGUCAGAGGACAGGAUGGUCAGCAGAGAGGGACAGAAGGGUCAGCAGAGAGGGGACAGGAGGGUCAGCAGAGGGACAGGAGGGUCAGCAAAGAGGGACAGGAGGGUCAGCAAAGAGGGACAGGAGGGUCAGCAGAGAGGGACAGGAGGGUCAGCAGAGAGGGGACAGGAGGGUCAGCAGAGAGGGGACAGGAGGGUCAGCAGAGGGGGGACAGGAGGGUCAGCAGAGAGGGGACAGGAGGGUCAGCAGAGGGGGACAGAGGACGGUCAGCAGAGAGGGGACAGGAGGG